AUGGGGGGAUCUAUUGGAAAAGUUUUAAAUUACUUAUACAUAGUUGACCAUGGUGAAGCAACAACUGAUUCUAAUCUCAAGAAAGCUAAGAUUACGUGCAUGUUAUCGUCAACUCAAAAACCUACGAAACAUAACCCUCACUGGAAACACCUUGAGCUUCAGAAACCAGGUGAAGAGUUACGUAUAAGCAACCUCAAGGCUGGUGCAAAGUUCAUUCACGAAUCCAGAUGUAGUCGGGAAAAUAUCGCUGUGAUAAUUGAACCAAACAAUCAUGAAUCUGCAGCUUUUAUUAUUACAUAUUUCACUAUUUUAAGUGGACUACCUGUAGCAUUAACUCGAAAAGCUGUUAUGAAAUGUAGAGAAAAAUUAGAUAUUACUAAUGAAUAUGAUCCUUUAAUUGAAUCAAUGCAAAAAUCGACUACACCAAAAGAAUUACGUGAUGAAUUAUUCAAAGGUACAUCUGGUUAUACAGAAGAUAGAUUAAUUGAAGAUUUACGUAAAAUUUAUCAAUUAGCUGAAUUAGAUCCACCAUCAUCAUCAGAAAUUUUUUUGGAAACAAGACGUGAAAGUAUAAAAUUAGGAUCACCUACAACAAAUAGUUCAUCUAAUCAAUUAUUUAAACGUUUAUCCAUUGAUAUAAAUAAAAAAGAAUCAAUUAAUGAGAAAACUAUUAGUUCAUCUAAUCUAAAUGAUAAAACAUCAGAACUAGUUCUAAAUGAAUCUGAUCAUGAUAUUAAACAAGAUCCAUCAACAACAACACCACAUCAUAAUCAUCAUUCAACAGAUCAUAAUAAUUCUAUAUUAAAUGAUAUGAAACAUGAUCUACAUCAAAUGGAUCAAAUCAAUAAUAAUAAUAAUAAUAAUAGUAAACUUCAAAAUGGUACCGUUCCUACUUCAUAUGAUUAUAAUAAAGAAAUUGGUAGUACAAAAUCAUCAAAUCAAUUACAUAAUACCGAUAUGAAUACUACACAUAAUAAUAAUAAUAAUGAAAUUAAUAAUUAUAAUAAUAUAAAUAAAUUAAAACCGUUUAAAGUAACAAUUAGUUAUGCUUUAACUCAUGAAUCUACAGAAGCUGAUGCUGUUGAUGAAUAUUUAAAAAAUACUAGUGCACAUGAACGUGAUCAAUUUAGAAAACAUGUAAUCAUUACACAUGCUUAUUCAAAAAUUGAUGAUCAUAUUGAUCAGAUAUAAUAUUUAAAAAAAAUUAAUAAUUGAAUGGAUCAAUGAAUGAACAUUGAAAAAACAAAACAAAAUACAUAUUAUUA
This is a messenger RNA of Schistosoma rodhaini, 1265 nucleotides long. NCBI's taxonomy places the organism in Eukaryota, Metazoa, Platyhelminthes, Trematoda, Strigeidida, Schistosomatidae. The record is from the annotation of a GenBank genome assembly.